CUCCUUGCCGCAGGGGCGCUUGCAUCCGAGCCGUCGUCUGUGGGUGGCUCGUGGAUGCGUUGGGAUCAGAAUCACAUCUCGCUCACGCUCUGUCCACACAUGCUCGUCGGUGUUGAUCCCAACCGCUGUUGAUCCCGGCGCCAUGAUAUGCAGACAGUCGUGAGGCCUUGACCGCCCUUCAUCUUGCCCAUGAACAGUGGUUCGAGGUCCCUCUCUAUGGCACCAAUGCCUACCACUUCCUGAUGCGCUUCGUCACGGCCUUUUGCGCACCCGGCUUCAUGAUGACCAUGGGUGUGAGCAUCACACUCUUCACCGGCAGCCGCAAGCGGAUCGGCUGGUCGGAUGCCCGCAUCCUUCAGCACUUUGCCAUCCGCGGCUUCUUGCUGGCUCUGAUCAACUUUUGGAUGACGAUGAGCUUCGUGGCUCCCUCGGGCAAGCCCCUCCUCUUGACGACCGUGCUCUUUGCCCUCGGCAUCGACAUGAUCCUGGGUGCCAUUGUGCUCCUGGCCGAGACCAGACUCACGAGCUAUCUCUAUCAACGGAUCGAGAACUCGUCCCUGCCCCAGCACGACAAGGAUCGCCAUCAGUACCGUCUCCGACUGGCCUCGGUGCUGUUCUACCUGAUCGCCGCCGUGAUCCUGGCCGUUGUCAUCACCGCCGUCACCCCGGUAUACGAUGGCGCCACGCCGCCAAAGGAGAGCGACUUUAGUUUCUGGUAUCUGCUGUGGGUCCUGCCGUACACCGACAUGAUGGGCGAUGGUGCUCGGAUCGGAAGCGUCUACCCGCCGCUGGCUUGGCUCAGUGUUGUGCUCUGGGGUAUCUUUGUCGGCAAGGUCAUGACCGAGUUCAAGCUUGGAUUCAACGACAACAUCAAGUUCCACACGGUCUUGUCGGUGGUGCUCUUGGCCAUCUUCUUCCCACUCCGAGCCCUUGGCGGCUUCGGAAACAUCAACCCUGGCCUGGCCCACCAGCCCGGCGAGCUCCCCUGGGUAGCUUUCUUCAAUCUGAUCAAGUACCCUCCCGAUGUGGCCUAUCUGACCUGGAACUUGGGUGCAAACCACCUGUUCUUGGUGCUGUUCCUGCUCGCCACCAGUACCGAGGCUGCGGCCAACGCCCCUGGACCCUGGUCUCUCCGUGGCCUUGUCAGUCGGGUCGUUCCUUUGGACGCCUGGGAAACGAUCAAGUCGCCCAACAAUCCUGUGAUGAGCUAUGGCGUCUCGAGCUUCUUCUUCUACAUCGGGCACUUCCAAGUGUUCUUCUUUGCCGCCUGGUGGAUGAAGAUAUUCGGCAUCGAGCCCUUUGCCCCGGGCCUGGAGUACUGGGUCGCUUGGGUCGCGGGCAUGUGGCUCAUGUUCCUCGGCUGCCGAUGGUACGGCCAAUUCAAGGCCAGCCAGCCCGCAGAUUCGAUCUUCCGCUUCUUCUAGCCCUGCCAUAUCAUCGAGCAUACCGGAAGCAGUGCCUGGCCUGUGUUUCCGAGGAAGGAAGACCCUGUGGUGUCAUUUGACCGUCGCAAUACACACCUUCUCGCUCGCAAACCGGUCUUUCGGAGACGACCUCCA
This is a messenger RNA of Polychytrium aggregatum, 1559 nucleotides long. RefSeq lists its product as uncharacterized. The transcript is spliced from 2 exons. NCBI's taxonomy places the organism in Eukaryota, Fungi, Chytridiomycota, Chytridiomycetes, Polychytriales. The record is from RefSeq and is a predicted model, not a curated record. The coding region runs from base 243 to 1424 and encodes 393 amino acids.